This is a messenger RNA of Xyrauchen texanus (razorback sucker), 1570 nucleotides long. It is a transcript of the gene plcxd2, whose product is annotated as phosphatidylinositol-specific phospholipase C, X domain containing 2. The transcript has 4 exons. Gene Ontology annotation, biological process: lipid metabolic process. Lineage: Eukaryota; Metazoa; Chordata; Actinopteri; Cypriniformes; Catostomidae. Gene Ontology annotation, molecular function: phosphoric diester hydrolase activity. The coding region runs from base 85 to 1047 and encodes 320 amino acids. The record is from RefSeq and is a predicted model, not a curated record.
GAUUGAUUAUGAUUUCACGGCGAGUGAUAAGAAUAGCUGUAUUGGCUUGGCCUGGAUUAGUGUUGAAACGCAAUCUGCAGCGACAUGAGGACGCGUCCUACCGGUAACAAAUCCAACGCCGACUGGAUGGGCUCCCUGUGCCCUGCGCUAACAUCAAUGCCCCUGAAACACCUGGCGGUGCCCGGGUCUCAUGAUUCCUUCAGCUUCUGGGUGGAUGAGCAAGCUCCAGUCGGUCCAGACCAGAAAGCAUAUGUCAAGCAUCUGGCUGCAGUGUUUCGCUUCCUGGCCAAGAAGGUGAUGAAGAAAUGGUCCAUGACCCAGAAUCUCACCUUCAGGGAACAGCUUGAGGGCGGGAUUCGCUAUUUUGACCUGCGUGUAUCCUCCAAACCAGGCGAACCGGGGCAUGAGGUAUACUUUAUCCAUGGGCUGUUUGGGCACAAAGUACGUGAUGGCCUUAAUGACAUUAACCAUUUUCUAAAUGCACACAAAAAAGAGGUUGUCUUUCUUGACUUUAAUCACCACUAUGCAAUGAGUGAGGAACAUCAUCACUACCUUAUCAAAAUGCUAAAGGAAGUGUUCCGCCACAAGCUCUGUAAGAUCGACGAGGUGGAGGAAAUCACUCUCAACUACCUGUGGGAGAACAGAUACCAGGUCCUAGUGUUUUACCAUCAUCCAUCUGCUGAGGGCUGCCAUCUGAUGUGGCCUGGUAGUAAAAUUCCUGCCCCCUGGGCCAAUACCACAGACACCACCAAGCUUAUCCAGUUUCUGGAAACCACUCUGGGUGAACGAGCCAAAUAUGGGAGCUUUCAUGUAUCUCAGGCCAUUCUCACCCCACGUGUCAAGACCAUCGCCAGUGGAUUGGUUCGUGGGCUGCGGAACUACCUGGUGGAGAAGAACCUUCCAACUAUAAUGUCUUGGGUGGAGGUGCAAAAGCCAGGUGUGAAUGGUGUCAAUAUUAUCACUUCAGAUUUCGUAGAGCUUGUGGACUUUGCAAACACUGUCAUUAGACUAAAUAACCUCCUCCUCAAAGAUCGGUCAGGUACAUGACCUUUGCAGUAACCUCCAACACACCAGUCCUACUGGAUUACUGAAGACUGAAGGCAUGAUGAGGAUGAAGCCCAAGAAUAACAAGGUGGUCAUAAUGGAAUCAUGUGAUUAUCAAGACAAAUACCUAUGACAUAUCAGGUGACAGAUAUUGCUGACCAAAUGAGUUCUAAAUAUGCUAUUUGUUUAAUCAGUCAUGUAUCACUCAAGCUUUAAGUGCCAUCAGUCUGAAACCAAUGGGCAGCUAAUAUCAUUGGAAAUCUAUAGACAACAACAGCUAUCCUUUAAAUCUGUUGGAGAAACAUUAACCCUAGUUUGAAUGUUUGUGUGCUAGUGUAAUUGUUUAUAGAUAUUUAUUAUGUUUUAGCACAUAUUUUAAUAAACAUUAAAAGUUUAUUUUAUCAAAUUAAAAAUGUCUUUUGGUUAUCACCAUAUAGCCAUGUUCUCAGCCCAAGAACAAAAAGGUCACCAAGUGUUAUUUUGCAGAGUUCAAUUUUGCAAGAUGCAAUUUUAAAUGUGUGUUUUG